Molecule: messenger RNA, 1897 nt
Organism: Sclerotinia trifoliorum
Lineage: Eukaryota; Fungi; Ascomycota; Leotiomycetes; Helotiales; Sclerotiniaceae
Source: the annotation of a GenBank genome assembly
CAAAAACUACUCACAUUCAUUUCCCACCCACGUUCAUUUCCCAACCACGUUCAUUUCCUACCCACAUUCAUUUUUUCAUCUUCGGGUUUUUAUCCCAUUACUCUCCUUCAUAACUUCGUAACUUCAUUUGAAAUUUAAGUUCGUUACUUUUUUCUCUACUUCAUUUCAUCAUGUACUCAACAAAAAGUCUCAUCGGGUUUGCAAGCAUGCUUGCAUCCCUUCCAUCUGCCUUUGCUGGUUUCAGCACAACUGCUUCGAACAACGUCGCUAUCUACUGGGGUCAGGGUCCUAACCAAGGCACUCUCGCAUCAUACUGCUCAAGUAAGAUUUUGCCCUAGUCUAUACUGUUGAAAAAACGUAAAGAAAGUACUAAUAAAUCUUAAAAGGUGCUGAUUUUGACAUCAUUCCCGUUGCGUUCUUGAUCUCCAUCAACAAGCUGACCGUCAAUGUUGGAAACGCUGAUCCCACCCAAGUCGGAAAGGAUAUCGUCACUUGCCAGGGCAUGGGUAAAACCAUUCUCCUCUCCAUUGGAGGAGCCACCUAUACCGAGAAUGAACUCGGAAGCUCUGCUGCCGCUACCACUGCCGCCAAGAAUGUCUGGGCUGCUUUCGGUCCCAAGACUUCAUCCUCUACCACUAGACCAUUCGGUGACGCCGUCGUCGAUGGUUUCGAUUUUGAUAUCGAAACCCAAGGUCUUACCAACUUAGAUGUCUUUGCUCAAGAGCUCCGCUCUCUCUCUGAUGCUGAGACCAGCAAGAAAUACUAUUUGACUGCCGCCCCGCAGUGCCCUUACCCCGAUCAAGCUGAUAAGUCCUUCCUUCAAGGUGCAGUCUCCUUUGACGCUGUCUUCGUCCAAUUCUACAACAACGACUGUGGUCUCAACAAAUUUGUCAAGGGAAGCAGUACUCAAAGCGUUUUCAACAUGGCCACCUGGGAUAAAUGGGCUUCAAGCACCUCCAAAAACAAGAAUGUUAAAGUUUUCGUUGGUAUCCCAGGUAGCAGCAGCGCUGCCACUGUUGGAUACGUCGACCAGGCCACCAUGACUGAUGUGAUCAACUACUCCAAGACAUUCAAGAGCUUCGGUGGUGUCAUGGCUUGGGAUAUGGUUACUUUGAUCGGCAACUCUGGUUACCUUGCUAGCAUCAACAAGGCACUUGGAGGUACACCUGCUUCAGGAUCCGCCGCUGCAACUACAUCCAAGGCCUCUGUCACCUCUGCCAAAGCUUCCAGCACUGCUGUUGGAUCCACCUUCACCACCAAGGUCAAGUCUACCAUCACCUCUGCCAAGGCCGUUGCUACUGCUACCGCCACCAGGGCUGCUGAUGGUCAAAGCAGCGUCAAAUCCGCCGCCGCAUCCGCUACUUCAACUUCCUCUUCCGGAACUGUUGCACAGUGGAGCCAAUGUGGUGGCGAAGGAUAUACCGGACCAACUGAGUGUGAUUCCGGAACCAAGUGUGUUAGGACCGAUGAUUGGUGGUCUGCCUGCGAGUAAAUUCUUUUCUCUUAUGAAAAUUGGAACUCUGUAGAUGAACAUGACUAUUAGACAAUUAUCGGCACACGCAUAUUUCAUAAUUACCCCUUUCCUUGUAUCUUUGAUGGAACCACCGGGCAAUGAUGGUAUGGUAAAAGGCAUGGAAAUAUCUGGACUUGUUUGGCAUUUUGAAGCGCAGGAUGUGCUAGUUGGAUUGUUUUGUUUGGCAUUUGGAAACUUUUGUUGAUUUCUAGUGAAACUUUUUAGAUUUUGUGGAUUAUUUUAUCCCGAGGAAAAUUGUUGAGUAGUUGCUUGUUUGGAUUUUUUGGAUUUUUUGUAUUACUAUCCUAUUUAUACCAUAGCAUGGUCCCAUUUUGGACGACUAGGUGACUGAAAUAUGUCUCUAUGAAUACCACGUCUUUUUCA